GGGCUGUGUGGCGUGAGGCAGUGCGUGUGCUCAGUGUUUAGGUGAAUCCACAGCCCUCUGCCUCACAAGGAUAAAGGAUCCGCACAGAGGAAGAUAGAGAGAAAAGCAACACAGGGACUUUCUCUUGCUUUUUUUUUUUAAAAGCAUCCUCUGCGCUCUUUCUUGUUUUUUUCGCUUCAUUCUCUCCACCGGCAGCCCUCCGUCUGUAUUUUUUUUUUGCUCCUUUUGUUCCCCCGCAUCCAUCUCUGUUUCAGUCCAGAGAGAAGGAAGGAAGAGCAGAGUCAGAGGCAUCAUCAUCCACCCCUCCUGCACGCCCAGCCGGUGGUGGGUGCUGAUGCUGUAACCACUGUGUGGAGCUGACAAGCCCUGGUUGAUGCAGUGAAGUGUUCCAGUGGGAUAAACACAAGCGAAGGUCGCCAGCCAUGGGGAACCUCAUUAAGGUCCUUGGCAAGGAUUUAGAGAACUGUCCACAUUUUUUCCUGGACUUUGAAAGGGGCUCAUGGGAAACCUCCUGAAAGUGCUGGCUUGCGCCGAACUUGAGCAUGGCCCAAUAGUUUUCCUUGACUUUGAACAUGCCCAGCCCACGGAGGCAGAGACGGCCGUGUGGAACCAGGUCAGCGCCGUGCUGGAGGAGGCUCAUGGGAUCCUGGCCGAGCUGCAGUCCUAUAAUGGCGCGGGCCAGGAGAUACGAGAAGCCAUCCAGAACCCAGGUGACCUCGCUCUUCAGGAGAAGGCCUGGAACGCAGUCUGCCCCCUGGUGGCCAAGCUGAAGAGGUUCUACGAGUUCUCUCUCCGACUGGAGAACGCCUUGCGCAGCCUGCUGGAGGCACUGACAAGCCCGCCGUACGCUCCCAUGCAGCACCUGGAGAGAGAGCAGGCUCUUGCCAAACAGUUUGCUGAGAUCCUUCACUUCACGCUCAGCUUUGAUGAACUAAAGAUGACAAAUCCAGCCAUUCAGAAUGACUUCAGCUACUACAGGAGGACUAUAAGCAGGAACAGGCUGAACAACCAGCAGCUGGAAGCAGAGAAUGAGGUGAACAAUGAGAUGGCCAAUCGGAUGUCUCUGUUCUACGCCGAAGCAACACCGAUGCUGAAGACUCUGAGUAACGCCACCACCAAGUUCGUUUCAGAGAAUAAGACCUUGCCCAUAGAGGACACCACAGACUGCCUGAGCACCAUGGCCUGUGU
Messenger RNA from Stegastes partitus (bicolor damselfish), 1188 nucleotides. Its product is annotated as protein FAM49A-like. Gene Ontology annotation, molecular function: small GTPase binding. The transcript is spliced from 10 exons. The annotation marks the transcript as partial. Gene Ontology annotation, biological process: regulation of actin filament polymerization. NCBI's taxonomy places the organism in Eukaryota, Metazoa, Chordata, Actinopteri, Pomacentridae. The record is from RefSeq and is a predicted model, not a curated record.